Molecule: messenger RNA, 1872 nt
Organism: Doryrhamphus excisus (bluestripe pipefish)
Lineage: Eukaryota; Metazoa; Chordata; Actinopteri; Syngnathiformes; Syngnathidae
Product: E3 ubiquitin-protein ligase pellino homolog 1-like
Biological process (GO): protein K48-linked ubiquitination; regulation of Toll signaling pathway
Molecular function (GO): protein binding; ubiquitin protein ligase activity
Source: RefSeq, a predicted model, not a curated record
UUGAAGCAGUGUGUCGUUAAUUGGGAUUAUUUAUGGAUAUCGUCAGCAAUUCAGGAGUGCAUUAUGAUCAAUGAAUAAGUUCAAGUCUUUUAUUUUGAUAGGGACAUACCUAACCAAGAGUUCGAAAUUAGCUUUAUUUUGAAUGAACCCCGGAAGUGUGGGUUGUUUCCGCGUGCAUGCUGCCGAACUAAAAGGAACAAGAAACUCUUUAUUUAGUGUUUUACUUGGAAAUAAUUAGCCCUCGAUGAUCGUUUGACGUUUUUUUUUGCAUUUUUCUAUUUUCUUGCCGCACAGAAAAAGCAACAUUGAUUUUGGGGUGAUGGGGACUCAGUGAGGCGGGACUCUCGCGCAUCUUCGUCCUCCUCCUUCCUGGGAACGCAGCUCCCAUGUCCGACGAAGAGAAGGUCAAAGGUCCUGUCAAAUAUGGCGAGCUCAUCGUGUUGGGGUGUAACGGCUCGCUGCCCGGCGGGGACAUGGCGAGGCGGAAAAGUCGCGUGUCUCUAUGUCGGAGGACUAAAGCCAACGGUGUGAAAGCCGGCACGGUCCACGCCACGUAUACAGAUCAGGCCGCCAUGGCGGUCAGCAGCAAGGAGCAGCACAGCAUCUCGUACGCGACGUCACGUGCGCAGACGGUGGUGGUGGAGUACACGUGCGACAGCAGCGCAGACAUGUUCCAGAUUGGGCGCUCGACAGAGAACACCAUUGACUUUGUGGUGACGGACACGGUACCGCCUGAGGGGGACGCGGGUCAGAGCACCAUUUCCCGCUUUGCCUGCCGCAUCACGUGCCAGCGAUCCCCGCCACACACGACGCAUGUCUACGCGGCAGCGUUUGACUCCUCCAGGAACAUCUUCCUCGGGGAGAAGGCUGCCAAGUGGUGGACUCAGGACGGCCAGAUGGACGGACUGACCACAAACGGGGUUCUGGUCAUGCACCCGGGUCAGGACUUUGGACAGGGCUGCAGACCCGGAUCGUGGCGGGAAGUGUCCGUGUGCGGAAACAUGUUCACGCUACGCCAGACCCGCUCAGCUCAGCAGAGAGGAAACACGGUCAAAGAGGAGUCCAACGUGCUGGUGGACGGCUCGCUCAUCGACCUGUGCGGUGCCACGCUGCUGUGGAGAACAGCCGAGGGUCUGUCCCACACUCCCACCGUCAAACACUUGGAGGCGCUGCGUCAGGAGCUGAAUGCGGGGCGUCCACAAUGUCCCGUGGGCUUCAACACGUUAGCGUUCCCCAGCCUGCGCCGCAAGGACAUCUUAGACGACAAGCAGCCCUGGGUUUACCUGCAGUGUGGUCACGUGCAUGGCUACCAUGCCUGGGGGGGGCGCCAAAACCCCCAGGCGGUGGCGGAGGGUCAAGAGAGAGAGUGCCCCAUGUGCCGGACGCGGGGGUCGUAUGUGCCGCUGUGGCUGGGCUGUGAGGCGGCCUUCUACGUGGAUGCGGGUACGCCCUCGCACGCCUUCGUCCCCUGCGGUCACGUCUGCUCCGAGAAGACGGCGUCCUACUGGAGACGCGUCUUGCUUCCGCACGGCACGUACCCCUUUCAAGCCGCCUGCCCUUUUUGUUUCCAGCCACUAGGGAGAGACAGCGGCAUCGUCAGACUCAUUUUCCAAAGUCCACUUGACUGACACACUGAUCAUCUUUAACUGUAUUUAUUUAUCUCAAUUGUUCUUCUAACUCUAUGAAAUGUCAACGAAUAACUUAAUUGCUAUUUAUAUAUUUAUGUUAUAAAUAAAAAUUUACUACCAUUAGUCAGGUCAUCAAGUCUAAAAGGAGACGUUGCAAUGAAAAGUGAAGGUGUAACGUUCUAGUUGGCCAGCAGGUGGCAGCAAAAUGUCCAGAAAACACAACAGAGUUUGUGGUGUGCGAUAC